Messenger RNA from Manihot esculenta (cassava), 1407 nucleotides. RefSeq names its product protein SRG1. The transcript is spliced from 4 exons. The coding region runs from base 206 to 1264 and encodes 352 amino acids. The record is from RefSeq and is a predicted model, not a curated record. NCBI's taxonomy places the organism in Eukaryota, Viridiplantae, Streptophyta, Magnoliopsida, Malpighiales, Euphorbiaceae.
UUUAUUUGGGUAUUAGCAGAAGACUCCAAAAAGAAAAGAAAGUGCACAAUAAUUUUGAGAUAAAAAAAAAAAAAGACAAAAAUUAUGGGCCGAGGGAGUACCCUUUAGUUGGACAUUUUGGCUAUCAUAUACUUAUAUCAAGCAAGCUUGAAUAAGCAAAUAACUUUCCUCAUAGUGAGAAAUUACCUGUUCUUCAUCCUCAAAGAUGGCCGGAGUUUCCAUUCUUCCUGCUGAAGUUUUGCUAUCAAAACGUGUCCAAGAGAUGGUCCUCAAUUGUGAAGAACCACAGCCACCUUAUAUAUGUAGAGAUGAUUGCACAGACACAGAUGUUUUUGUUCCGCCAUCUCAGCCUCCUAUUAUAGACUUCAGCAUCCUCUCUCCUUUGGAAUCUUCAACCGCACAAGAAGAACUGCAGAAACUUAGAUCAGCUCUUUGCUCAUGGGGUUGCUUUCAGGCAAUAGGUCAUGGAAUUCCAAAAUCAUUUCUAGAUAAGAUUCGACAAGUGGCAAGGGAGUUCUUCGAACAGCCUAUGGAAGAGAAGAAAAAGCAUGCUAAAGGAGUUGAAGAGUUUGAAGGGUAUGGAGCAGACCCUGUCCCUGCAGAAGGUCAGUCACUUGACUGGUCUGAUCGCCUGUUUCUUGAUGUGUACCCAGAAGAACGAAGGAAGCCCAAAUUCUGGCCACAAAAUCCAAGAUCUUUCAGAGAAAUCCUAGAAGAAUACACUAUAAAGAUGAAAAUGUUUACAGAGGUUGUCUCAAAAGCCAUGGCAAAGUCAUUGAAUUUGGAGGAAAAUAGUUUCCUGGAUCAGUUCGGCACACAAGCACCUCUACAAGCAAGGUUUAACUACUACUCAUGUUGUCAAAGACCAGAUCUUGUUCUUGGCUUAAAAGCUCAUGCAGAUGGAUCAGGGUACACCAUUAUCUUGCAGGAUGAUGUUGAAGGUCUGCAAGUAUUAGAAGACAAGAACUGGGUCACAGUGCCCACCAUUUCAGAUGCCCUCCUAAUCCUAAUGGGGGAUCAAAUGGAGAUAAUGACUAAUGGAUUGUUCAAGAGCCCAAUGCACAGAGUUCUGACUAACUCAGAGAGGGAGAGGAUUUCUGUAGCUGUUUUCUACACACCUGAACCUAACAAGGAGAUUGGACCAGAAGAAGGAUUAAUCAAUGUAGAAAGACCAAGAAUAUUCAAGAAGGUGAAAGAUUAUGCUGAUGUACACUGGGAAUACUACCAGCAGGGGAAGAGAGCACUCCAUGUAGCAAAAGUUUAGAGCUGUACUGUACCGGCAAGAAAAGAAAGCACUUCUUCUAGCAAAAGUUUGAGAUGCACUAUGUUAUCCUCGUGUGCUGUUUGCAGUUGCACUUAUCUCUCUGGUUCUCAAUGGAUAUAUGAUUAUUAUCAGCUUGAAAAGAA